Messenger RNA from Drosophila takahashii, 674 nucleotides. RefSeq lists its product as uncharacterized. Lineage: Eukaryota; Metazoa; Arthropoda; Insecta; Diptera; Drosophilidae. The record is from RefSeq and is a predicted model, not a curated record.
CACCCAAUCAAAUGGCUGAUGUGGAGGAAGAAGAAGCCCCUCCACUGGCUGAGGAUGAGCAAAAUGAAGGAGCUGAAGAAGACGAGGGAGAUCUCGAGGGAGAAGGAGAAGACUCCGAGGAGGAUCAAGAAGGUGAAGAAGAAUCCGAGGAGGAGGAGAAGGAUCUAUUUGAGCUCCUCAAUGAAAGCGAGGAGGAGGACGAAGAACAGCAGGCAAUGUACAAGGAAUAUCUGGAGGUGGUCAAGGAAAUCGAUGACCAAAACUCGAUUUUACGAGAGCUUAAAGCCAAGUCAACUCGAUUGAUGUUCAAGAAGUGCAAGACCUUCAGGGACAAACAGGAGUACAGACGAUUGAGAGCGUGCCGAGAGCAGGAAGAUAUUCAUUUGAGGGCUCUGGUCAAUCGAGCCAUUCAACUGCAGAACUUUGGAGCUCCUAGGCGGUACGAGGGCAUAGAAUUGGAGUUUACUGAAGCCGAUCGGUGUUACUUCUACACCGGAAUUCAGUCGCCCUUACCAGGUACAUAUUCCUCUUCUUGUAAUGUGUGCUGUUUCUCCGAUUCUGAUUCAGAUUCCGACUCCGGCGAUGACCUCUGCUGUACUUAGUCUUCAGCUGUUUGGUUGGGCAUAAAGAGGGGGCUUUGUUGUGGUACCGAAUAAAGUGUAGAUUUGUAAAGA